Messenger RNA from Ipomoea nil (Japanese morning glory), 639 nucleotides. RefSeq names its product F-box/kelch-repeat protein At3g23880-like. The transcript has a single exon. Bases 1 to 639 code for a protein of 212 amino acids. The record is from RefSeq and is a predicted model, not a curated record. NCBI's taxonomy places the organism in Eukaryota, Viridiplantae, Streptophyta, Magnoliopsida, Solanales, Convolvulaceae.
AUGGACCAGAAAGUGGUGGUGUGCAACCCUUGCACGGGGAAAAUUAAGAAAAUCGACGACGCGCCUAGAUGGCCGUCUGUCGAGAUGUAUGGGUUUGGAUACGACCAACAAAACUGUGACUAUAAGGUUGUGUACGCUUGUCGUACCCAGACCUUCAACGACUAUGAUGUUUUGGUGUACAGUUUCAGGUCGGGUUCCUGGGAAAGCAUCCCAAAUGUGCUUAGGGCUGGCAUUGUUUACCCCAACAUUGGCGUCCACUUCAAUGGGACGCUAAACUGGUCAAGCAGCACAAUGGUGGCUCGUGACAAUUGGGAAUCGAAAAUUGUCUCUUUCAAUCUGACAACAAAUUCUGCCACCAUUCUGUCCGGACCAAAGCCCGAAAGGAGCGGAAACAUUUCCCUAUGUGAGUCGAGGGGGUUUCUCCUGGCGUCUUGGUUUCAGAGAGACAAGGUGAGUGUUUGGAAGAUGAGAGAAUUUGGGGUGGAAAAUUCAUGGACAAAACUGGCUUGUAUCCAACAGUUAUUACCUAAGCCGUCGCGUAAGACGGCGACGCUUACUCCCAUAGUUGUCGUAAUAUGUAACCGCGUUUCUCUUAUGUAUGUGAUGAACAACACAAAUCUCAUCAUGAAAUUGGGGUAG